CCGCGAGCGGGGAAACUGAAGGGAAACUGCAAAAGCAAGUUCAAGUUGACUGUCAAAAUUUUUAGCGGGCCUAUAUAACCAUCUUGCGUUGUAACCACUUUGCGGAAAGAACUUAACGAAUCUCUGCCCUCCCAUGGCCGCAUUCGAUAUGAUUGUGGUGGGCUCCGGUGGCGGACCCGAUGAAACUAACCUAUCAGGAUAUUUGCUCAAGCCUUGCGAGGCUGCUUGGAAUGAUGGUAUUAUCGCAUUGGAGGCGGGGUCGGGUCUUGGCGCGCUCAGACAUAUCAUGAAGCGCGAUCCAAACAUUUUCGGAGAACGUCCAACUGACGCGAAUCCAACAUCAUUUACUCCUCUCACGGUGUAUUCAAAUGUCAAGUGUUUCCUCCUUACACACGCACACCUUGACCAUAUAAGCAGUCUUAUAAUGGCCGCGGGCACACUCGGCGGUGCCAGAAAGCGUAUAUAUGGUUCAACCCAGACUCUCAGAGAUCUAGAGACAGUCUUUUCUGGAAGAGUAUGGCCCAAAUUAGCCACAUAUGAUGAGAAUAACCCGUUAUUGCAAUUGGUGUAUCACGCCCUCCAUGCAGAUGGCAAAUACAAGGCCAUCUUCCCAGAUAUCUCCGUUCGUUUCAUGACCGUCAACCACGGAAUGAACGACUCUGGUCAGUAUGACGGUGCUUGCUUUUUCAUUCGACACGACCCCACAAAUCAUGAGUUCAUCUUUUUCGGUGAUGUGGAACCCGACAGCAUUUCCGUCAAGCCCAAGAACAUCGCUGUCUGGCGUGCAGCAGCACCAAAGAUACCACAUGACAUAUCUACCAUCUUCAUUGAGUGUUCAUACCAAAUAGGGCGGCCGGAGGCGGAACUUUGGGGUCAUCUCAGUCCCGUACAUUUGGUACAGGAGUUGGUCACGCUGGCAACAGAGGUUGUCAUCGCCCAGAAAGCACGUAAAUCCCGCUCAGGAUCACGGCCGCGAAAGAAGCAACGGAAGAACUCCAUGUCACCUGAUGCCCUUCACGGUGCACUCCAAGGUGUCAAAGUUUACAUCAUACACUGCAAAGAGCAAUUCCUCACAGAACGACCGAUCAGCCAUGUUAUUGGUGACCAAUGUCGUGAGCUGCUUGCGCCCCAUCAACUAGGGGUCGAACUACUCACUGCAGACCAGGGUAUGAGGAUUGGUGGGUCCAAUCGUCCUAUCGGCUUUGGCGGAUAUACGUGGAACUAAUUUGUGCUUCUUCAAGUGAUCUGAACUUUAUCCUCAACAAACUUUUCUUAUUGGUUCAGUUAUUCGUUUGGCUAUUUAUACUUGGAGCAAUCCACCUCGAUACCACUCCCCACCGUGUGUGUAUAUUUAACCCCUGUAGCCUUAAUUCCUAUUCGCAGUUGUCGUUCUUACCACCAGUUUGUCUUAUCACUCAUCGAAGCCAUCCUCCAAUUCAUGUUCGGACUUUUUGACGCGCCACGUACCUUCGAGCCUCUUUCCCAUAUACUACUCGAACUACGUACCGUCUUUAGACUCACUCACGUACUUGCAUGAUUGCACAAAAUACAAGAUCACGACGAUAA
Molecule: messenger RNA, 1566 nt
Organism: Suillus subalutaceus
Lineage: Eukaryota; Fungi; Basidiomycota; Agaricomycetes; Boletales; Suillaceae
Product: cyclic-AMP phosphodiesterase
Exons: 5
Coding region: 134-1225 (363 amino acids)
Biological process (GO): cGMP catabolic process; cAMP catabolic process; negative regulation of glucose mediated signaling pathway
Molecular function (GO): 3',5'-cyclic-GMP phosphodiesterase activity; 3',5'-cyclic-AMP phosphodiesterase activity
Source: RefSeq, a predicted model, not a curated record